UCUUAGUUCCUAUACCACCUCCAGCCAAACCCCAUAUCACGCCAACAAUGGUCACCGCCACAACAACCGGCGCCGCCGCCACCUCCACAGCUUGCGGAACCUCCUAUCAAUACGAAUUCCCAGUCCACGACGCCGCCUGUGGUGUGCCCAACCAAGCCAACUACUCGACCAUUUUCGACUCGUGCGCGCUUCCCGCCGGGGUGAGGCCCUACGAUAACGACUGUGCACUGUACGCCCUUGCCGUGGGGCAAUCCGUGCAAGACCUGACCGAUUGUCUGUACAAGGGCGGCGUCGCCUGGGCAGAUGUCUGGUGCACCGGUGAUGUCGAUUCCACCGCGACCGCCACUUCCUUCCCCACCCCAACGAAAAAAAUAUCCAGUUCGACCUCCAAAAGCACUAAGGGCUCGAAGUCGUCGACUACAGAGUCUGGGACUGCUGCGACGGCGUCGGCCACUGGAGGGGCGGGCGCUGUGACCUUUACAACAAAGUCCGCGGUGGGAUUGGUGGGCAUUUUGGUGAUGGCUAUCUUGUGUUAGAGAUAUGAAUGUGGGCAGUGUGACUUCAACGGACGUAUAUGA
Aspergillus japonicus CBS 114.51 is the source of this 578-nucleotide messenger RNA. RefSeq lists its product as uncharacterized. The transcript has a single exon. The record is from RefSeq and is a predicted model, not a curated record. Lineage: Eukaryota; Fungi; Ascomycota; Eurotiomycetes; Eurotiales; Aspergillaceae. Bases 48 to 536 code for a protein of 162 amino acids.